Messenger RNA from Lagopus muta (rock ptarmigan), 3913 nucleotides. It is a transcript of the gene REN, whose product is annotated as renin. Lineage: Eukaryota; Metazoa; Chordata; Aves; Galliformes; Phasianidae. The record is from RefSeq and is a predicted model, not a curated record. Gene Ontology annotation, biological process: angiotensin maturation. Gene Ontology annotation, molecular function: aspartic-type endopeptidase activity.
AUGGAGGGGAGGUUAUCAGCUCCCAGCUAUCCACAGCUGCCCUUGUUAGCCCUGAUAACUGGCUGUGCCCACCUACAAUCAUGCUGCCCUCAGCCAACUGGGAGGAGAAACCCACAAGGAGGCAGAAAGGCAGCCUAUAAAACAUUCUCUCCUUGGGGAUGUGGAGAAGUCUCUGGUGAAGGAGGAGGCUGCGCUGGGAGCACGAGAUGCUGGCAGGAGGCAGCAGGAGGCUGCAGCAGUGUCUGCUCGUCGUGGCCAUUGCAUGGAGUGCUGACUUCUUCCACUCACCAGCCCUGGCUUUGCAGAGGUAGAGUUGUUGCUAAAGGAGCACCAUGUGCUGGGUUUUGCCAUCUCCUUGUUUGCUUGUUUUUUGGCAUUGAGGACCACAGAGCUCUCUUCUCUGUUCCUCGGCUGCUGAGAAACACCUUCCCUUCUCCUCCUCUUCUCUCUGGCACGAGCAUACCUCACCCUCCUUGCUUCUCUUCCCCUCUCCCUCUGAGCACUGCAUAGCACAGCAGCACCUCUCCUUCCAUUCCAACCUCCGAAGCCAGCACGACGCUUUCCACUUGCAAAACCAACGAGCUGAGCCUCAGCACAUCACGAACCCCCCCCCCCUCCCCUGCCCGCAGGAUCGCUCUGCGGAGGAUGCCUUCCAUCCGACAGACGCUGCAGGAGAUGGGCAUGAAGGUGGCCGACGUGUUUCCCGAGCUGCGGCAAAGGCGAGGCGGGGCGGGCGGCCCCCAGAACGGAACGGCUCCCACCCUCCUCACCAACUACCUGGAUACGCAGUAUUACGGUGAGAUCAGCAUCGGCACCCCCCCGCAGACCUUCAAGGUGGUCUUUGACACGGGCUCAGCCAACCUGUGGGUGCCGUCCUGCAAGUGCUCCCCACUCUACAGUGCCUGCAUUUCCCACAGCCGCUAUGACUCCUCCAAGUCACGGACAUACAUAGCCAAUGGUACAGGUUUCUCCAUCCGCUACGGGACAGGCAGUGUCAAAGGCUUCCUCAGCCAGGAUGUGGUCAUGGUAUCGGACAUCCCCAUCAUCCAGGUCUUUGCUGAGGCCACGGUGCUGCCUGCAUUCCCUUUCAUCUUUGCCAGGUUUGAUGGGGUUCUGGGCAUGGGUUACCCCAGCCAGGCCAUCGAUGGCAUCACCCCUGUCUUCGACCGGAUCCUCUCCCAGCAGAUCCUCAAGGAGGACGUGUUCUCUGUCUACUACAACCGAGCUUCAAAGAAUUCUCCUUUGAAACCCGGUGGGGAAAUCAUCCUGGGGGGCACCGACCCAGCCUACUACACUGGGGACUUCCACUACCUGAGCAUCAGCAGGAACGGAUACUGGCAGAUCAGCAUGAAGGGGGUGUCUGUAGGGGCUGAAAUCUUGUUCUGCAAGGAGGGCUGCUCAGUGGCCAUUGACACCGGAGCAUCCUACAUCACUGGCCCAGCUGGCCCUGUGUCCGUGCUGAUGAAAGCCAUUGGAGCAGCAGAGAUGACUGAAGGAGAGUACGUGGUUGACUGUGAGAAGGUCCCCCAGCUGCCCAACAUCUCCUUCCACCUGGGUGGGAAGGCCUACACGCUCAGUGGCUCAGCCUACAUCCUCAGGCAAACCCAGUACGGGGAGGACAUCUGCGUGGUGGCUCUCUCAGGGCUGGACGUCCCACCUCCAGCUGGACCCCUCUGGAUCCUGGGUGCCAGCUUCAUCGGGCACUACUACACCAAAUUCGACCGUCGCAACAACCGCAUCGGCUUCGCCACCGCCCGCUGACCACCGGGGGGGGGCUGGGAGGCAGCUGGGAAGCAGGGAGCGUCGCCGGGGAGAGAGCGAUUCGACACGCAAACGAGAGCAGCGCUUCCUUAAAGCACAGCCACCUCCUCUCUGCAUUGAAGCAACUGCAAAUCCUCGCGUUCUCCCACUCCAAAACCCCCGCUCUGCUUCCCGAGAGCCUCCGCUGCCACGGGGGGGAGAGCGGAGCCCGGGAGCAUCGCGCUGAGGAAUCAAAGCGGGAUCCUGCGGCUGGAGCUGCACCUCCGGGGGCUUUGCAGGGUGAUGUGCGUUGCUGCUGGCUGGGGCAGAGGAGCUUUGCAGGUUGCAGACGCUGUGGAGCGAUGUUUGGUUGCUGUUCUUAGAUGGGAGGCAAAUUAAUUGGUGUCAUUAGGCUGCUUACAGCGAUGGUUCUUUCAGCUGCUGUUAACCCUGCCCCUCUCUGCAAUUUAAUAUUAAACAACCCCAGAGCAGCAGGAAGCUGAGCGUUCUGCGAGGAGGGAGAAAUGAGGAAAAGUUCCCUUAUGGGAACUGGGGAAGAAGUGUUCUCUGCUGGGAUCCACCACUGUGCUUUAAGCAGGCAGCGCUGCAGGCUGCUCUUCCCUGUUGUGUCAGAGAGCUGAGAACCAGCUGCAAAUCCGAGCCCAUCCCAAAGCCAAGCAGUUGGCAACGCUCUCAUCUCCCCCUGGUUGUGAGCACAGCUGAGCCCUGGGAACACACCUGUAACGAGCACAGCACUGUGCUGCAGGAGCUUCUCCUCCUCACCCUGCCAUCAGCAAUGGCUGCUGAUUUCCCAGAGUGAAUCCCAGCGAUGGUUGGGAGCAAUUCUCCUUCCAGCACAGCAUGGGAUGCUGCCAGCCAGGCUGCAGCCUUGCCAGCCUCCUUUCCUGCAAGGCCCAGGCUCUGAGCAGUGGCCAAGCUGCCAGUUUUUGCCCUUGGCAGGGUGUUGGGCAGCGUGUAGCCAAGCUUGAGUAUUUAAACCUCUUAGCAUCAAGCUGUGCAUCCCUGGGAUGGAAAAGGCACCCUGGGUGCUCCUCACUGCUUUCCAUCCCCUUCUGCAGCACUGUCAGAUGGGGAGAAUGGUGAGGAUGGCUCUCUGGGGGGGGCAGAUGGAAGUGACACCCCCUCCCCACCCGCUCUCACCCGGUGCUUCCUGAGCACUGUCACAGCAUUCAGCUGCCCUGCAGCACAGGAAACCCAGCGAAUGGGGAGAGGCAGCCGCGGGGGGGGGAGGGUCUACGCGGAUCAGCUCUGGAGCCACAGCUUUACAGCCACAGGGAGAUGCUUGAAAGCUGUGGGGCCCAUCUGAGACAGGACGCACCUUUGGGUCUGGUUCUGCUCCUUUUCAGCGCAGUGGCUCGGAGCAGCAGGAGAGAAAAACGUUUGGGCUGCUGCUGGCCCUUCAGCCUGCCCAUUAGCACCUCUAAUAGCCUGUGCCAGGGCCAUUUCCUGGUGCCUGCUGUGCAGAGCUGGCUGCAAGGCACUGCUAACCCGCAACUGCCCCGUAUUAACACUUGUGAUCGUUACAGGCGAGCAAUUAGGCCACGCUCGGCCCAGCAAAGAGACCGGAGCAAUUACGGCCAUCCUAUUAAAACUGACAGCGCUCGCUCUAUAUAUAGCAACGCAGGGAACUGGUUUAUUUUCUUCCCCUUCCUUGAACGAUUUUCCCCAAGUCUCCAUGGUCCAUUUAGUCGGCUGCAGCCGCAGCCAGCUGUAAACUUUGGAGGGGGCAUUCUGUGCUCUGAGCCGUUGUUAUUUCCUAUGAUAAUGAACUGAGGCUGCUGUGGUGUCAGGGGGGCCGGCGGGGGGGUGAUGCUCUGUCUUUAACCACUCAACCUCUCUGCAGCUCGCCCGUAAAUCCCAGUUGAUGGUAGGUGAGUGUAUUGCCUGGGUCCGGAGAGGACAGCAACAGAGAACUGGUGGAGAUUUUAAGGUUGUAGAAUAGGAUUUUUUCAUUUGGAAGGGUCCCAGACGUCAGCUUUUGGAUUGGAUGGGACCCACUGAGUGCAGCUCCUGGUGGAGACGAUAGAAUUACAGAAUAUCUUGAUUUGAAAGGCACACAGACAAAUGGCCGAGUCCAACUUUUGAGCUGGAAAAGACUGCCUGGAUCCAACUCCUGGCUGUGCAUCACCAAUCCCAGAACCAUAGGAUGUCA